GAACUGGGUGUACACGUGCGUGCGUGCGAGCCAGCCCGCGUCUGCGAUGGAGCAGGGGGGCGAGUAUCGUAGCUGCAGGAUGUAGGGAAACGUUUACCUAAAGGGAUAGAGCAGAGGAGCAGGGUUUCUUGUGGGGGUUUUGGAAUUUUUUGUCUUGGGUCUUGGGUGUUGGAGUGCAUACAUGCAUGCAUACGUUGAUCGACAUGAUGAUGAUUGGGGACUCCAAAUAGUUGGAGGUGGUUUGGGUUGUUUACUUGGAGAUAUAGGAGGUGUGAAUGCUUAUCAGCACUCAAUCGGACGGGUCGAUUUAAUGCCUGCGAUGAUCGUUAACAUCAUCGAGAUUGUCGAACAAGUCGAUUGUCGAUCAUUCUUCGUCUACAACAAUCAAUGACGAGAGGAAAACGCGAAGAACACAUCCUCCAUGAACGAUAGGACGGGCACCAAAAGACGGAUCGUGUUCGGUCUCGUCCAUGGUCUUCUCGCUUCGUUUCGUCUCGUAUGUAGUUCAGUUUUGCCAUGUGCGCGUGGCCGAACGUCCCU
Messenger RNA from Aaosphaeria arxii CBS 175.79, 540 nucleotides. RefSeq lists its product as uncharacterized. The transcript has a single exon. The record is from RefSeq and is a predicted model, not a curated record. The coding region runs from base 182 to 391 and encodes 69 amino acids. Lineage: Eukaryota; Fungi; Ascomycota; Dothideomycetes; Pleosporales.